This is a messenger RNA of Saprolegnia parasitica CBS 223.65, 1001 nucleotides long. RefSeq lists its product as hypothetical. The transcript is spliced from 3 exons. NCBI's taxonomy places the organism in Eukaryota, Oomycota, Saprolegniomycetes, Saprolegniales, Saprolegniaceae. The record is from RefSeq and is a predicted model, not a curated record. The coding region runs from base 54 to 1001 and encodes 315 amino acids.
UUCACUUGUCUUAAGUUCGUCGUCGGGCCAUUUUGACACGGCAGAGUGCGACCAUGGACCAUCUCUUGGACCUCUACCGCGAGAUGGAGCCGGUCGAGGUGUUUAUGGCCGCGCUCCGCGCAUCGGACGCGUAUCUCUCGAUUGACUUUCAGGACGCGGUCGUGGCCGAGAUCUUCCGGGACCCGAUCUGCGACGACUAUGCGCCCAAGCAAGCCUACACCUAUCGCAUCAUCAAGAUGUACGUGCACGAUGCGGAAAUGGCUGGCGGCGACAUCUCGGACGAGCUCAUGGCCGAGCUCAUGGCGCGCAUCUCCAACAACAAGAGCUUCAACAACCUCGACGAGCUGCACCACGUCUCGUAUCGGCUCCGAUUGCCCAACGCCGCUCGGAACGAUGUCAUUACGUGCCGCGUCGCCACGGCCCACAACGAAGUCGGCAUGAAGCUCUGGGAAGCGGGCUUUUACCUCGCCGAAUAUGGCCUCGCGCACCCGGCAGCAUUUGCCAACAAGCGUGUGAUCGAGCUCGGCGCCGGCGCCGGCUUUACCGGCCUCGUGCUUGCGGCCAACGCUGCGCCGCCCGCCCAUGUGCUGGUCACCGACUAUGCCCCCGUCGUCCUUCAAAACUUGCGCUACAACGUCGAGCUCAACGCCUUUCGAGGCAUGCUCUCGCGCUGCCUCGUGACAACCGCGGCGCUCGAUUGGACCAACUGGAAUUGGGCCGACUGCGAGACGGCGUACGAUGUGCUCAUUGCCGGCGACUGCGUCUACGACGUCCGCACCUUUCCCGAUCUCAUGCGCGUCCUCGCCGCCUUCUUGGCGCGGCCACGCACGACCGCGAUCUUUGCCUCGACGAUCCGCAACGCCUCGACGUUCCAGGCCUUCUUGGACCAGCUCCACGCGCAUGCGAUCGACUAUGUCGAGCUGCCGUGCGACUUUCCGGCCUUGUUUACGUACGCCAACCGCGACUCGAUUCGGCUCACCGAGUUGCGGGCGCGCGACUAA